This is a messenger RNA of Ctenopharyngodon idella (grass carp), 2672 nucleotides long. RefSeq names its product FYN-binding protein 1. NCBI's taxonomy places the organism in Eukaryota, Metazoa, Chordata, Actinopteri, Cypriniformes, Xenocyprididae. Gene Ontology annotation, cellular component: plasma membrane. Bases 617 to 2401 code for a protein of 594 amino acids. Gene Ontology annotation, biological process: integrin-mediated signaling pathway; protein localization to plasma membrane; T cell receptor signaling pathway. Gene Ontology annotation, molecular function: protein binding. The record is from RefSeq and is a predicted model, not a curated record. The transcript is spliced from 17 exons.
UCUGGAGCCGUAUGGAUUACUUUUAUGAUGGAUGAAUGCACUUUUUGGGGCUUCAAAAUCUUGAGUGCCAUUCACUCCCAUUAUAAAGCUUGGAAGAGCCAGGAUAUUUUUUAAUAUAACUCUGAUUGUGUUUGGCUGAAAGAAGAUAGUCAUAUACACAUAGGAUGGCUUAAGGGUGAGUAAAUUUCAUUUAAAUUCAUUUAAAUAAUUUUCAUUUCUGGGUGAACUAUACCUUUAAGGCCACUGAUUACAUAUUCAUUUUCCUUUGUUUUGUUUCCAUUGACUGUUUCAUACACGCACUCCUCUUCCUUAUUCAGUAUCACAGUUAAAUGACAUUUUUUAAGGUUUUGUUUAACGUUUAUAUUAUGCAUUGUUAUAUCUGAUUGUAACUGAAGUGACAUUAAAUUAUUGAAGUUCUUUUUGCCCUAUAAAUACAUGUUUCUCUCUCAGUGAUUUAGUGUUUUGCUCAAACGUUUAAGCCAUUUAGGAGGAAGAAAAAAAGUUGUGGCAAAAGUUUGUUUAGUCAUCAGUUCUUCUCCUGUAUUUUCAACCACACUCCUUAAGAAGACUCUACAGACAAACUAAUAACCUAGUGGUAGUUGUUCCAGUCAUCAUUAUGGCCACUGCCACUAAUGUACAAGCUCUGAUGUCUCACUUUAACUCACCGGUUGGUGAAGGUAUGUUUUCCCAACCUAAUCAGAGCAAUCAGUUCAGCAGCAGCAGGACUGAUGACCAGAAUCCACUGUUGGCGGUGAAACUCAGACCUGUGGUCAUGAAUAAGGGCGCAGGCUCCAGGCCUACUCCUAAACCACUCAUGGUCAAACCCAACUUCACAGUCAACUCUUUGGAGACUAGAAUCAAUCCUCCACUUUCUAACAACAAGGCCAAUGUUGACUCGAGAAGUGAUGCUGUUGGAGCGAAGCUGCCCAGUAGAGGACAACAGGAGAACUCGUAUACACAAGCUCCCACUGCCGGAGCCAAACCCUGGAGUCCUGCCAAACCACCUGUUAUGCAGAAACCUGUUCUCCAUAAAGACAUCUCUGCAGCACCUGGAACUGCUACUGAUGAUUUGUCAGUGCCGAAAAAGAAGCUUCUCCCCAGUGUGUUUGCUUUAGGAAAGUGUCCUGCCAAACCAAAGAGACCUCCACAUGUUAACCUCAACAAGUUCAGAGGGAAUGGUUCAUCAGUAUCCAACACCAACAAUCCUGAGGUUGAUCCUGAAGUUUUCCCCCUCCCACCCCCACCGCCACCUGAACGCCUGUUGAACACAUCUAUGCCUCCACCCCCACCGCCAGACAUCACAUUUCCACCAGCUCCCCCUUUGAUGGAUCCGACUCUUCAGGAGGAUUAUUAUGACGAUACGGACACCGUGAUGAACAGGACACAGACUUCACUAGGUAAAAGCAGCAAUGACCCUGAGGAGUCGGAUGAGGAGAUGUACGAGGAUCUUGACCACAACUGGCCAGAAAACAACAAAGAAACGAAGGAGGAAAAGACGACAAAAGAAUCAAAAGAACUCAAGAAAAAGCUUGAAAAAGAAGAGAAGAAACGCUUGGAGCAGGAGAAGAAAGAGAAGAAAGAGAGAGAGAAAAGGCAGCAGGAGGCCAGGAAAAAGUUUAAAAUCAAGGGUACGAUUGAGGUAGUUGACACGGUGAAGGCCACAGUGGACCACAAGGGUGGGAAGAACAAACUUCCACUGAAGCAGGGAGAGACCAUUGAAAUUGUGCGCAAAACAGACAACCCAAAGGACUAUUGGCUUGCCAGGAACACUGAAGGCCACUAUGGUUUUGUGAAGCCUGACACUCUAGAUGUGUGUGGUGAAGUGAGACACACACAGGAUGGACAGGAGGUGUACGAUGAUGUGGGCGGAGGUGAUGAAGUCAUGACAGCAUUUGAAUGUGAUGAAGAUAUUUAUGAGUGUGCAGAAGAUACUCAAGCUGAUUUCAGCUUCCCCCCUCCACCCCCCCUUGAAUUUAAUGGUGUGGAUGCCACUGAUGAUACGUAUGAUGAUGUGAAUCCAACAGACUUCCCUCCACCUCCUCCUCCUGACAGUAUUCCAGUGUACAGCUCAACAAGCAAGACAAACGAGAUGGACCCAAAGAAAAAGAAAAAGUUUGAGAAGGAGGAGAAGGAGUUUAGGAAGAAGUUUAAAUAUAAUGCAGAAAUCAAAGUGCUUUAUCAAGCUACUAUCCUCCAGUCACUGUCUAUAAAGAAGUUUGGUAGUAAAGACCUGCCGAUAAAACCCGGAGAAAUGAUUGACGUGAUAGUUCACCCAGUAGAUGACAAAAUCAUCGGCCGUAACAGCGAAGGGAAAUUUGGCUAUGUGUCUACUGCUAAUUUGGAGCAGGACGGAUCUGUUUAUGAUGAUGUUGGUGAUGAGUGCAUCUACGACAACGACUAAGCGUGGAUCAACUCAUCUAGCAUGUGUUUUCAUCACUUUGAACAUCUUUAUUUGUCAUUGAUCCUUUCAGAAAAAAACAUGUUUUUUUUCCAUUGUUUGAGAAUUAUAUAAAGUGAAUAUUAUACAUUGUAUAUAUAGUGACCUCUGUAGAAAUAAAGUCAUGUGUUAAAAAAACUGAACAUGUCUUUUCUUUUAUGAAUUGAAUGUUUUGCUCUAACAAAUAAAAUGUAAAAAAUAUACACCAGUGAAGCAGCAUUGGAAUUAAAAUGUA